AUGGCACCAGAUCGCGUCGCCAAUGCCCUUGACAACCUGAUAACCCAAAUCGUCCCCUCCAGAGGCCCAAACGAAGGCCAGGACUCUUGGCAAGCCCGGUAUAACUUGAGCCAUGAGCUUGUCAGAGCCAUAAUAAACAGCCCGCCUGAUCCUGACAUCUUGUCAGACGUUGAUCGGGCAGCCGACUCCAUCAAACGAAAGCUCAUCCAGAGUAAUCCUUCCCAUGCGCUCAGAUUCUCCGACCUCUAUUCUAGGCUGCUGGCAGUCCCCGUCCUCAAGUCAAAAUGGGCAAUCCUAUACCUCCUAUACGCUCUGGCCGACUCCCCUGAUCCGAAAGCGCCUCCGCCGCCGCUCAGCAUAAUCCAGCCCUCUUCUUCCAACUAUCGUGAGGCUGUUGCCCGGGAUGCAGUUAAGAAGCGUGCUAGGGCUCGCUCAAAAUCAAUCCCUCUUACAAGAAUAGAAGAUGACCCAAUGGGAGAAGCUAAAAUCGAACCUUCAGAAACGGCCAUCCUUCGAGACCUUCCAUUCACACUCCAAGGUGUAUCCUCCACGACUCUCCCUUUCACGAGAGAAGAUAUGUUGAAGCUCCCUCCUUCACUUCCUCUACCACUAGUUUCUAUUUUACACACCCUUGCCGAGCCCUCGCUGCUCUAUCGACGCCUGGAUGCUUUCUGUCAAACCCCUGCCAACGGUCUUUUGGCUCAAAGCUUGCGAUCGGCGAUAAGCAACGAACUACGCUCAUAUCUAACGUUAGUUGCGACUCUGGAGGGCCAGAUUCGGAAAGCUUUAUCUCUUUUGGACGAGAAUGCGCCCAGAGGGGGUAUUGGGAACACCGGUGUCACAUUGAAGAGAUGCGUGGUGUGGACACGAGAGGCAACAAUGGGACUGAGGCUCUUGUCCCUGAUUGCUGAAGAGUCAGAGAACAAAAAAGGUGGUCAGAUUAUCACUCUGAUACACAACUUUGCUUCGUCCAAUGGAGAUCCCGUUGUUGCUGCAUUCGCAGAACGGCUGUUGGGUAGCUUCACCCGGCCUUGGUAUGGCAUUCUUCGCCACUGGAUCUAUGACGGAGAGUUAUCGGACCCAUCCCUCGAAUUCUUCGUUAGAGAGCAAACCGACAAUGAGGAUACUUUACGCAUCAAGGGCAACGUUUGGGAAGAUAAAUACGAGAUAGCCCAGGAUAUGGUUCCCAGCAUCAUUUCACAAGAGUUUGCUCAAAAGAUAUUCCUUAUUGGGAAAUCGUUGAACUUUAUCCGGCACAGCUGCAGCGAUUCAUUAUGGGUGGAAGAUUACUCCAAAGCUGCUUCAAAAGAACUGAGAUAUGGCGAUACCGCAACAGUUGAAGUAUGGAUUGACGAGGCGUACAAGACAACAAUGAAACGUUUGAUGGACUUGAUGGAGACCAAGUUCCGCCUCUUUGUCCAUCUUCAGGCCUUGAAGGACUAUAUCCUGUUAGGGCAGGGCGACUUUAUCGCACUGCUCAUGGAAUCUCUCGCGGCGAAUUUGGAUCGCCCUUCGGGUUCUCAAUAUCGGCAUACACUCACGGCCCAGCUGGAGCAUGCAAUUCGCGGCUCAAACGCUCAGUACGACUCUCCAGAAGUGCUCCGGCGAUUAGAUGCUCGAAUGCUCCAGCUAUCGCAUGGCGACAUUGGCUGGGAUUGCUUCACUCUAGAAUACAAGAUCGACGCUCCCGUAGAUGUCGUCGUUACCGAAUGGGGUAACCGGCAGUACCUCAAAGUCUUCAAUUUCCUAUGGCGAAUCAAGCGGGUGGAAUUUGUACUCUUAUCGACAUGGCGGGAGUGUAUGACGGGAUCCAGAAGAGUGCUGCAGAGCCCUAAUCCUGCGGUAGUCCAGACGUGGAAGUCAACACGAGGUGUGCUCGCCGAAAUGAUACACUUUGUGGGACAGCUGCAAUACUAUAUCCUUUUCGAGGUCAUUGAAUCUUCAUGGGGCGAGUUGCAGAAGCGAAUCCGGAAGGAAGAUUGCACACUGGACGACGUUAUCGAAGCACAUAGACGAUACCUCGAGGACAUUACCCAUAAAGGCCUUCUCGGGCCGAAACUCCGACAUCACCCUUCUGAUAAUAAGGAAAGGACGACAUAUCUCGAUCAGCUGAGUGAGAUUCUCCGGUUCAUGCUACAUUAUCGCGACACCAUCGUCGGACUAUAUUCGUGGACCAGUGCAGAGUAUACUCGGCGACAGGAAGCCGAGCUGAGAAACAUAACACGCCGUGACGAUGAUGGAGGUCUCGCAUCUUCUGAUGACGUACCAUCCGAAUUUCCCGCCUUGCAGGAACGCCUACGACAGCUCGGGACUUCAUUCCGCACCAGGCUACAGAUCUUACUGGGGGACUUGGCAUACCAGCCAGACGUCGACAUGAGGUUCUUGGGUGUUGCCAUGAAUUUCAACGACGUGUACCAGCCCGCGAGGAGGAAGUCCAAGACGGCUUCAACAGCGUCGGCGGCAGCAGCGGCAGCAGCUUCGACAAACACGGCCAAGCCUUGA
This is a messenger RNA of Trichoderma atroviride IMI 206040, 2502 nucleotides long. Lineage: Eukaryota; Fungi; Ascomycota; Sordariomycetes; Hypocreales; Hypocreaceae. The record is from RefSeq and is a predicted model, not a curated record.